GAUCUAGCUAUAGCUACAUUAUCCAUAUACAAAAAAGCAAAAAUAUAUCCUCAUCAAUUUUAAACAAAUCAUACCCACCGAUAAAGAUGAAGUUCAGAAAACUUGAUAUGAAAACUGUUUCAGCCGACAAUCUUCCAAAAGUUCGGUGUUUCCUGAAGAUGAAAGUCUAUGCCGAGGUUUACUUCAACGGAGAGCCCAAAACAAGCAUCCGAACCACCGUGGACAUGGCUGGAGAGAGGAACCCUAAAUGGGACCUCCAGCUCAAUUACACCAUCAACAAGGCCUCUCUCCGGAAGCCCGGGCUGGAGGUGGUGGUGAAGCUCUACUGCAAGAGAACUCGGGGAGACAAGUACAUCAGUGAAGUCAAGAUACCGGUCAAGGCCCUCUUCGCCAGGCGUAGGGCUGGUCAAGAGGCGAGCUUCGAUGUUGCUGGGACCGGAAAUGGGAAGCUCAACAUUUUGUAUAGUUUUGGGAGGAUGUUUAGGGAUGAGGAGCCCUCCUGUUGGGUAGAGGCGAUUAGGGCCGGGCUCAGGGUCUUGUUCGUGGUGAUGGUACAGGGUACGUGGUUCGCCUUGUCUGGAGGCAUCUAAGAUUUGUUUCCUAAUAUUGAUAUUGUUAGUAUGCCUUGAAUCUGUAUAGUUUGCCGCUAGCCGAUACAACGUUGGGAAUUAUUGGAGUGGGGAAGGUUGAGAUUAAUUUUGGUGAAUGGUGAAUGAUUUUAUUGCAUUAUAGUAUAAAAGUAUUUAUGUAAAAAUAACAUGAAUAUAGUCAUAAUUUAC
This is a messenger RNA of Salvia hispanica, 779 nucleotides long. Lineage: Eukaryota; Viridiplantae; Streptophyta; Magnoliopsida; Lamiales; Lamiaceae. The record is from RefSeq and is a predicted model, not a curated record.